Dufourea novaeangliae is the source of this 1784-nucleotide messenger RNA. Its product is annotated as zinc finger CCHC domain-containing protein 4. Lineage: Eukaryota; Metazoa; Arthropoda; Insecta; Hymenoptera; Halictidae. Gene Ontology annotation, cellular component: cytoplasm; nucleolus. The coding region runs from base 150 to 1784 and encodes 544 amino acids. The record is from RefSeq and is a predicted model, not a curated record. The transcript has 5 exons. Gene Ontology annotation, molecular function: zinc ion binding; rRNA (adenine-N6-)-methyltransferase activity; nucleic acid binding. Gene Ontology annotation, biological process: rRNA methylation.
AAAUAUUGUUUGUACCUACUGUUUGUAACAAGAAAAAUAAAUGAAUAAGACAAACACUAAUAAAAAGAUUCGUAUUCUUUGUUCAUGAUAAAUGGUGACGUAAUCCUUUUUAAAUCAUUCCAUAACUGUUUUUAAUUUAAUCAAAAAUCAUGGAAUGCUUUUGGUCUGAUCUAAGUAAACAUCCACAAUGUCCACAUGGACCAACUUUAUUAUUUGGCACAUAUGAAAAUGGCAAAUUGGAGAAAAUGUAUGUAUGUGCAGCCUGUCGUGAAAGAAAGCUAUGUAAAUUUCACUUAAAAGAAGGAGAACAGCUAACAAAACAACAGGUGGCUAAAUGGGAACAAGAAAGAAAACAAUAUGCCUCUCGUUAUAAUCAUAGACUACUAUAUUUAUUUUAUCAUGAGAUAAUGAAGCUAGCUCCAGAAAAAAGAUAUUACUGUCAUACUUGUGACAGACUAUGGCAUGAUGGCAAUAAAGGUGCAAAUGAAAAGCACAAAAACCAUGACACGAAAAGAGGUAUUACAGAUUAUGAGAUGAAACAUCCAACAGAAUUUUUAAAGCCUUUGGAAAAUUCUAAACAAGAAGCUCAAUAUUUCUUUGCACAGAAAUCAACUGAAGAUAUAACAAAUAUGCUUCUGAAGGUUGGUGCAAAGCAAGUUCUUUGUAUUGGUACCCCGAAAAUUCAUGAAUAUAUUUUGGAUAAAUACGAAAACAAAAUAUCGUCCCUUUUAUUAGAUUUUGAUGGAAGAUUUCACAACUUUUUUGGACCAUUAAAUUUUUGUUGGUAUAAUCUGUUGAACAAUCAUUUCUUCAAUGAAAAUGCCAUGCAUGUGUUUAAAGACUUUAUGACACAAAAUCAAGGACAUGACACAUAUUUAAUAUGUGAUCCACCAUUUGGUAGUCGGAUAGAGCCAAUGUCAUGUACCAUUAAGAAACUUUCUGAUCUUCAUAAAAAAUGGAAUAAUAUAGAAGAUGAAAAUCUUUGUUUGAAAGUUAUGUUUAUAUUUCCAUACUAUAUGGAAGCUUUAAUGAACCAGAAAAGUAAUCCACCUGGUAUAUCUGGAGGUUUGAAGGAUUUGAAGCUAACAGAUUAUAAAGUAUGUUACGAGAAUCAUCCAUUAUUUGUGGGAAACCCAAAGUCUAAUAAGCUACCUUCACCUAUUAGAAUGUUUACAAAUAUACCAUUGCAUUUGUUGGAACUAUCUCAGUCAGAUGGUUAUAAAUAUUGCAAAAAAUGCAAGAAAUGGGUUUCCAAAGAAAAUAAACACUGUAACAAAUGCAAAGACUGUACCUCAAAGAAUGGCUCUACUUACAAACACUGUAAUGUGUGUGAGAAAUGUGUGAAACCUUAUUGGAAACAUUGUGAAACUUGUAAAAAAUGCAUUGUUGCCAAACAUGUAUGUGGUCAGAAAUUUCAAAUCAAUGGAAGAUGCUUCAAAUGCAAUGAAUUUGGACAUACUGAGAAAGAAUGCACUACCAAUGAGGAGGAUGAUACAAUGGUAUCUGUAACUAAAAGACUUAAGAAACAUGAGACUAAUAAUGACCAAGAAACUGAAGACAAUAUGAAAAAGAUAAAAGUAGACGAUUCACAUAAACCUAAAAGAAAAGAAGGGAAAAAACAGUUGCAAAAUAAAAAUGCUAAGAAGUCCGUGGAAAAGUUAGAAAAGAAAGGAAAAAAUCAGAAGUCAGACUUGAAAGUAAAAAUCUUGAGAAAGUCAAAACAAUUAAAACAACCAUAUGGAGAUCUAGGAUCUAUUUUAGACAACUUCAUUUCAUUACAGUAG